AUGUCAACAUCAUACAACACAGCACUAGCGCUGCUGAAGCAGGCAUCCCAAGGAGUAAAAGCAGGCAAAGUUGUCAAUGCCGCUGAUCAAGUGGAAGUUGUCCCUCUGCUUGACUCCAUUGGUCGCGUUGCUGCCCAUGAUAUCCGCAGCCGUCUUACAACACCAGAGUUUGAUACAUCGGCGAUGGACGGGUACGCUAUCAGCUCUGCUGCAACUCGGAACGCAACGCCGGAGUCUCCAGUUAUAUUUCGAGUAAUGGGAACCAUAGCCGCUGGCGAUGAGCCCAAGUCGUGGGCAUCCCAUUCGAUCGACGACUGUGGAAUUGCAGAAACUUGCAUUGAGAUCAUGACUGGAGCUAGGUUUCCGGAACCAGGCCCUGGAGGGGAAGAAUUAGAUGCUUGCAUCAAGAUGGAGGAUACUCUGCCAAUUUCCUCAAUAUCUUCUUGCGACAGAAAAUGGCAUUCAUCUUUGAAGUCUGCAAAGUUCAUCGUCGUGGUCAGGCCGGUGCCAAAGUAUGCGAACCGACGCUUUGCAGGAGGGGACAUUUGCGAGGGCGACAUUGUCCUUCGAGCUGGUCAAACGAUAUGUGCUUCGCACCUGAUGCCGUUGGGGUCUGUAGGAACCCAGUCAGUCGCUGUGCAAAUGAGGCCGAAAGUUCAAGUGUUUUCCACUGGCAAGGAGUUGCUCAGGGAACAAAAUGAAGCCGCAAGCGGAGCAGAUCAGCUAGAUAGCCGAGAAGCACGGCAUACAACAGGCUCACGAGGAAGCAGCAUUAGAGAUGUCAAUGGUGUCUUCCUUACAGCUGCUUUCCGCGAAGUUGGUGCCGAGUCACAGUUUUUGGGGCAGUUGGCGGAUGAGACAAAAGAUAUUGCGAACGCAAUUUCUCAUGUUCUCAGCUCAAGUUCAACACCUGAUAUAAUUGCCACAAGUGGCGGCGUGUCGGUUGGAAAGUUCGACCACAGAUGGAUUGCUUCCAGCCUGGACGUGUGA
Molecule: messenger RNA, 990 nt
Organism: Pyricularia pennisetigena
Lineage: Eukaryota; Fungi; Ascomycota; Sordariomycetes; Magnaporthales; Pyriculariaceae
Exons: 2
Coding region: 1-990 (329 amino acids)
Biological process (GO): molybdenum incorporation into molybdenum-molybdopterin complex; Mo-molybdopterin cofactor biosynthetic process
Cellular component (GO): cytosol; cytoplasm
Molecular function (GO): molybdopterin molybdotransferase activity
Source: RefSeq, a predicted model, not a curated record